AUGCCUAAUCUAUCAGGACAUUUUAAAUAUCCUAGCAUCAAUAAUAUUCCGGGUGUUGUUGAAAAUAUAGAUGAUGGUCAAUCAGAUAUUCUUUUCUACAACGAGCCUGAUGAUGAUGAUAAUAUAGUUGUCAACGACGUUUUAUUUAAUGAUUUUCAUCCUGCUGAUAAUAAUCAUUACAAUGUUAUUCUAAACGAUAUUCUUGUUGACGACUUUCUUCUUGGUCCUGAUGUUAUCGACGAUAAUCUUCUUAAUGAUUUUCUACAACAGACAAUUGAUUUCAAUGGUGUUAUUUCUACUUAUGAUCUUACUGGUGAACUUGAACUUGAACUUAAUAAUGAUUAUACAAAUAAUAAUACCUUCAACGAUUCUUUUCAUGUUGAUUUUUUUGAUAGCAAAAAUCAUAUGAAUGAUGGUGUUAUUGAUCAAAAUGUUGAUAUUCAAUUUAUCAGUAAUAAUGAUUGUACCAAUAAUACUACUUUCAAUGAUUCUCUUCAUACUGAUUUUAUUGAGAUUCAAAAUGAUACGAAUGAUGCUGUUAUUGAUAAUAAUAUUGAUACUAAAUUAAUAAUUAAUAAUGAUUAUAUAAAUAAUAAUAAUACUUUCCACGAUUCUCUUCAUAUGGAUUUCUUUGGUAGUGAAAAUCAUAUGAAUAAUGGUGCUAUUGAUAAAAAUGUUGAUGUUAAGUUUACCAGUAAUAAUGAUUGUACAAAUGAUAUUACCUCCAAUGAUACUUUUCAUAUUUGUUUUAUUGAGAGUAGAUAUCAUAUGAAUGAUCUUAUCAUUGAUCCAAGUAUUGAUCAAAUAUUCAUAAUUAAUAAUGAUGAUAUAAGUCAUACUACUUUCAAUGAAUCUCUUCAUAUGGAUUUAAUUGAGAGUACAAAUCAUAUAAAUGAUUUUAUUAUUGAUACAAGUAUUGGUCAUAAAUUUAUAAUUAAUAAUGAUGGUGCAAAUAAUAUUAAUCUCAAUGAUGGUGCAAAUAAUAUUAAUCUCAAUGAUGGUGCAAAUAAUAUUAAUCUCAAUGAUUCUCUUCAUAUUGAUUUUAUUGAGAGUACAAAUCGUAUGAAUGAUGUUAUUAUUAAUACAAGUAUUGGUCAUAAAUUUAUAAUUAAUAAUGAUAGUGCAAAUAAUAUUAAUCUCAAUGAUUUUCUUCAUAUUGAUUUUAUUGAGAGUACAAAUCGUAUGAAUGAUGCUGUUAUUGAUCAAAAUGUCGAUACUACAUUUAUUAUUAAUAAUGAUUGUCCAAAUGAUACUACUUUCAAUAAUUUUCUUCAUAUUGAUUUUAUUGUGAGUACAAAUCGUAUGAAUGAUGCUGUUAUUGAUAUACAUAUUGGUCUUAAAUUAAUAAUUAAUAAUGAUUGUACAAAUGAUACUACUUUCAAUGAUUCUGUCUAG
Molecule: messenger RNA, 1395 nt
Organism: Rotaria sordida
Lineage: Eukaryota; Metazoa; Rotifera; Eurotatoria; Philodinida; Philodinidae
Source: the annotation of a GenBank genome assembly